Symbiodinium sp. CCMP2456 is the source of this 848-nucleotide messenger RNA. The record is from the annotation of a GenBank genome assembly. NCBI's taxonomy places the organism in Eukaryota, Dinophyceae, Suessiales, Symbiodiniaceae.
GCGCUUGGUGCUCGCUGAGCGCCCAGGCCGACGAGGCGAAGUUGCCAUUCGAUCGGGCGCAGAUCAAUCGCUACAGCCUCGACCAUCUUUCCCGUUCGAUUUCGAUCCGCCAGGGAGACGACUUCUGGCUAGGCUACGACCUGCAGCGAGGCACGCUCUACAAAGCAUGGCAGGCCCCGGAAGGAAAAGCGGCGCUAAAGGCUUCCGGCUUUGUGAUGAAAUCGGUUGGCAAGACGCUGUACGAAGACAAGUCGGACGCAACGUGGAAGCUGCAAACCGGCGACCGAACCGCAGCGCUGACCGUGCGUUACCUGGGGUGCUCGCAGCGUGACGAGCACUUCGAGCUGCGCUGGGAACUGAAGCACGACUCCACGAUCAUAACCCUGCGUGAACGUGUGCCGAUGGAUGCCGCACAACCAAUCGUGCGCCAGCUGCAAGUCGAGUCACUGCCUGACGGUGCCCAGCUUCUUCCUCCGAAACCGGUGCUCGCGGGAUGGACCUUGACGUCGACCAAGGGGCAGGUGUCCUCCCACUUAUCGUACGCUCCGAUGAAUCGACUCGCAAUAAUCUGCUGCCUGACCGUCGCCCUGGCGACAGGUGGUGUGUGCCUGGCCGACGAUGCGAGCCGCUCGUUGGACUUGCCAGCCAAGGCCAUUUUUUCCAAAGGGCCCAACCAGUGGAACCAGGAUGUACUGGAGAUCACGCGCGGCCGCGGGGCGAUUAUUGGUUGGUACCUUCAGGCAGAGAGCGAGGAAGAAGUCACCGUCUCGAUCGAGUACGCCGCCACGCACUCGCUGAACCAGGCGUAUCAGCUUUCGUUCGACGGACAUGAUGUCUUUUGGGAUGUC